Molecule: messenger RNA, 2664 nt
Organism: Akanthomyces muscarius
Lineage: Eukaryota; Fungi; Ascomycota; Sordariomycetes; Hypocreales; Cordycipitaceae
Exons: 3
Coding region: 1-2664 (887 amino acids)
Source: RefSeq, a predicted model, not a curated record
AUGCGGAUAAGUCGAAUGGCCGCUGCCGCAACUGCCGCCGCCACUGCCGGCGUCGUCAAUGCCUACGAUCCCGCUGCAGUUUCCAUUCCCUACGGAGACUGGCUUGGCAUUGACGGAAAUUGGUCCACCGUUCGCUUUCUUCUAGGUACCGAAUCCGACCUCAUCAAUGUGGUACCCAGCACUUCGUUAUCAGAGCUCUGGGCAGUCGGCCCUGGUGGUUGCCAAACUAAGGAUCAACAUUGCAUGAACGCGCGAGGCGGCAUCUAUACGCCUGCAGAUUCAAAACGAUGGACAUCAUGGGGACAGUACUUUCUCGGCCUUGAGUACCUGGGCUACGGAGGCAACGGUGCCUACGGCAUCGACAACAUCAACGCCUGGAGUCCCUUUACCAACAUUGCUUUCGGCAUGAGCGACGUUCUCAUUGCUGCAUACAACACAACCGAUUAUUUCAAUGGACUCUUCGGCCUCGGAAUCUCGCAAGGUCGCUUCAAGACCAACAUUGGCGAGUCGGCUCUUACCCAGGCUGUCAAGACAUUUGGUUGGAUCCCAAGCUAUAGCUACGGCUAUACUGCCGGGGCGAGCUAUAAAAACAUGCCUGGUUCAUUGACGCUUGGUGGCUACGAUUCCGCCCGAUUUGUUGACCACGACACUGUCUUUACCAUUACACAGGCGGACAACUCGCCGCGUGUCAACGUUCGCAGCAUGAGCGUGUACAACAGUGACAAGCCCAACGGCUGGAGCUCAUCAACCAACGCUCUAUCUACCUAUAACGAUACCUUCAUGGCCCUCGUCGAUAGCACCACCCCCUAUCUCUGGCUGCCCGAGAGCAUUUGCGACUCCUUCGCAUCCGCCCUCAAUCUCACCUACAACGACACUUUCAAGUUAUACACGUUAACCAACGACCAGUACCAAGACUAUUCCAAUUCGAACGCGUACUCCUUUACUUUUAGCCUUGCCAGUAUCGACAACAACGACAACUUUGGUCUUCCUCUCAGCGCUCCUGGAGUCGUCAACAUCACCAUCCCCAUCAAAGCGUUCGUUGGAUCACUUUCAUAUCCUUUCGCCAAGGAAGCCAUAAAGUACGGACAGCCUGCCGUGCCCUACUUUAUGCUCCGCAAAGCUACCAACGGCACCAACACCAUUAUUGGCCGCUCUUUCCUGCAAGAAGCCUACAUUCGCACAAAAUACGACUCGGGUGUCUUUAGUCUGCAUCAGGCCUCCUUCCCCGGCGACCCGGACAAGGAUAUCAAACUCAACGCUAUCAAGCAGCCGAGCAACAGUCCCUACCCGCCACCGCCACCGACUAAAGGCCAUCACGGUCUGACAACGCCUCAAAUGAUUGGCAUCGCUGUUGGUGUAGUCGCGUUCUGCACUCUGCUCGUGGCCGGACUCUGUUUCUGGGGCCGCCGCCGCAAGCAAAAGAAGCGCAGCGAGGCCGCCAGCAAGGAAGCAGACGCACAAGACACAUCGUCAACUAUUGCUCCCGAUUCUCCCAUGACUCCCAUCUCUCGCAUUCUGUCCAAAAUUGUCCGCAGAAAGCGCUCAAGACGCGCUACCACGACGACUCAAACGAGCGGGCCGAUGGAGGCGCCUGCCUCAGAAAUAUAUGAGCUGCCCGCGCCGCUCCCCCCAGCUGAGCUUGCGGCUCAUAACGAGGACGAUGACUCCAUUCUGGGUGAUACAGAAGCAGGAACGGACGACUCGCAGAACCUGAGCGCCUACGAGCUUGCUAGACGCAAACUUGCUCGACAGCUGGCAGGCCCGGUUCCAGCCUAUGCACCCCCGGCGAACGGUAUUAUGCCUGUCGAGAAAGACAUGCACAUUGACACAAAUGUCGUCCAAACUACGACAAUCCCUCAUCCCCAGCCUACAUACAAUAUGCACAACGUGUCUCCAGUGCGGUCGCAUGAAGGUCUAGGUACCAACUCCUUGCCAGGCACUCUGCCGUCGCCAGUUUCUCCUCGCACCGACUGGAACACGAACGACCUUCCUUCUCCCAUCACUGCGUCGCUACAUCCUAACUCGGCCUCGUCACAGUCGGGCUCCACUGGUCGUCGCCGCGGAGGUUCCAAUACAAUGAACGGCACAGCAAGUGACUCUGGCAGUGCAAGUCGAUCUAAUUCCAACUCUUCAUCGAAAACCGAUGGUCAGCAGCGGAACAAAGAGGGCAAUGUCACUUUUCCUCUUCCCCAGGCGUCCUUUCAGCGAACACCCAUUGAACCCUCCAAAGUCGUGUGCCUAGGCCCCCUGCCAGAAAAUGUCUCUUUAUUCAGACAACAGAUGCUACCUAAUGCUACCAGCACAAGGCAGUCUUUGACAGGGCCAACGGGGCCAGUCAAUAAUUCGCAUCAUCGGCCCUCUACGGGCAGUCUUGGCAGCAACUUCACAGACGAGGAAGACGCCCUCGAAGAGAUGACUCGCCAGUCAAUCAUGUCUGUCUCGCGCUCGCAGGGCCUACAGAGUCCCGGCCGACCCCCAACAUUCACAAACCCUCUCAUUCGCACCGUUCUGCCUCCGCGAACGGAGGAGGAGGAGAAUGUGUCGCCCACGAGCGACAAAAGCGGCUCAGGGUCCAGCAGCAGCGGCGGACGCAUCGGUGGCGACGAUCUCAUCCACGUGCCACAGAUGGCGGAGAAGCGCUACAGCUGGGAAGAAGAGCGAUAA